Molecule: messenger RNA, 426 nt
Organism: Ornithodoros turicata
Lineage: Eukaryota; Metazoa; Arthropoda; Arachnida; Ixodida; Argasidae
Exons: 1
Coding region: 1-426 (141 amino acids)
Source: RefSeq, a predicted model, not a curated record
AUGGAAGGCUGCAAGCCCGUCAAGACUCCUAUGGAAACAGGACGUGGGAGCUACACAGACGAACCGGCACCGACAGAGGAGAGGCCCCCAUCCAUACCCUACCAAAACCUGAUUGGGAAUUUUAUGUACCUCGUCCAAGGCACUCACCCAGACAUUGCAUUCGCGACUCACUUUUUGAGCCAGUACAAUACCAACUUCCCCAUCACACGCUGGAAGAUGGCGAAAAGUGUGCCACGGUACCUACAAGGCACAAAAGACGCUGGGAUUACGUAUCGGGUAUGUGGCGAACCUGUCGUCGGACAUUGCGACGCAAGCUGGAACGAGUCAGGAACGGGCCAUUCACGGAAUGGAUACGCUGUCGAAGGGAGUCGUAAGUUGGAGAUCGACCAAGCAGCAAGUGGUCGCGCUCUCGACGUGCGAGGCUGA